Engraulis encrasicolus (European anchovy) is the source of this 1171-nucleotide messenger RNA. RefSeq names its product phospholipase A2, group XIIA (gene pla2g12a). Gene Ontology annotation, biological process: phospholipid metabolic process; arachidonate secretion; lipid catabolic process. The record is from RefSeq and is a predicted model, not a curated record. Bases 141 to 710 code for a protein of 189 amino acids. Gene Ontology annotation, molecular function: calcium ion binding; A2-type glycerophospholipase activity. Gene Ontology annotation, cellular component: extracellular region. The transcript has 4 exons. NCBI's taxonomy places the organism in Eukaryota, Metazoa, Chordata, Actinopteri, Clupeiformes, Engraulidae.
UUAGUAGUCCACCGGAAGAAGGCGUCAGUGGUGCGAAACAACACUACCAAGUGUAGUCUUGAUUCAGUUGUCUAGUUGCGUUUCUACACGGAAAGUUGAUUUUUCCUAAUGAACUCUUACUUGCGCAGUUGUAUGCGACUAUGCAUUUCGUUGGCGCGUUUUCAUUCAUGGUAAUAUGUGUUACUGUUGUGUUGUCAACCCGGCAUGAUCGAGAACCUGAAACUCCAGACUGGCGAAUGACACUGAAGUCCAUACGAAACGGCAUUCAUAAAAUAGACACCUACUUGAAUGCUGCCUUGGACCUGUUUGGUGGGGAUGAUGGACUCUGUCAUUACACGUGCAGUGACGGCUAUAUACCAGCACCGCGUCCUGACUACAAGCCUCCUCCUCCGAAUGGGUGCGGUUCACCUCUGUUUGGAUUCCAGUUUGAUAUUGGGAUUCCAUCCAUGACAAAAUGUUGUAAUCAACAUGACCGAUGUUAUGACACCUGUGGAAAGGAGAAACAUGUCUGUGAUGAGCAGUUUCAGGAAUGCCUAGAGUCUAUCUGCAGGAAUGUGCAAAGGACUUUAGGACUGCAACAAAGUGUACAAGCCUGUGAGUCUGCUGUGAAUCUGCUGUUUGAUGCUGUCAUGCAUAUGGGCUGCAAGCCCUAUAUGGACAGUCAGAGAGCAUCAUGCAUAUGUCACUAUGAAGAGAAAAUGGAUCUGUGAUGUCCUACCCUCAAGAAUGAAGCUCUGUACCCUCAGAUCUCCUGCUGUUUCAAUAUAGAAAGUAGGAGAAUACUAUUAGUUGAUUUCACAGAAUAUCGUGUGCAAAAGCACGAUUUGGAAUGAAAAAUUACCUUUUCUGACGAUAUCUUCAUGGCACUUAUGGUGUUGAUCUCAGGAAUUUCAUGUAAACUACUGUACAUGGAUUAGAAUUUGUACUCAACCAGGUUGUAAUUUAUAUGUGUGUGUGUGUGUGUGUGUGUUUGUGUGUGUGUGUGUGUGUGCGUGUGUGCGUGUGUGUGUGUGCGCGAGCUAGAGAAAGAGGCAGAUCCAGAGGCAGAUGUGGUUCUUUUUAUGUUUCAUGCAUGUGGGUCUUAAGAAUGCAAUGUCUGCUUCCUAUGUGUCAAAGCAGUUCUGCCACUUUUGCAUAAAGCUCCUGAACCAUUAAACACGUUUUUGAUUCA